UUGGAGGGAGCUGAGAGUGUAGGGGGAGGAGGCUGGUCGUAUCCAUACAGCCGCAGGGGCGUGGCCAGUCAACCAAUCGAAGUGUGUUUCUCUAGAACUUCCCCCACAAGGAAGGGGCUUCUCUCGUAUUGCUGGGGGACAAGGAGGUUGACAAACCGGAAGACGCCCUUGUCUCCACCCACUUUUUUUUUGGGGGGGGGGGUUGUUGUUGAUGGUUUGCGCGCUAGUUGCAAUCCAUCUAGGGUGCCUGCAUAGCAAAUACGCAUGCGUCACCGGAAAAACCGUUUGGGAUUGUUUGAAAGAAGGCGGUGGAAUCCAGCAUGAUAUUGAAGUAUUAAUUUGUUCCAUGAAAGUCAAGAUGCCUGGCAAAGCAGGUGCAAGUAGAAAAAUAGGAAACAAGUCAAAACAGGAGAGCAAACUUGAACACUGUACAAAAACUAGAAAAAGGAAUGUUGAUAAUGGAGAUACUGAGGAUGCAGAAAAAGAGGUAAGACUAUCAACCAAACAAAUGAAGAAACAACCAAAAAAUCCUUGUCAAGCAGCUAAGAAAAAUACAAAUACAAAAAAGAAAACUUUUAAAAAUAAAAUAACAUGGCAGCCUCUUUCAAAAGAUAGUCAAGAACAUUUUGAAGACAUGAUGGAGUCUGUGAUAUUAUCUGUUUUGAGAGAUGAAGUUAAAGAAAAGGAAAACAUUCAAAUUCAUCUUAACUGCCUAAAGGAAAGAUUUCUUCAAUUGUGUGAAAAGCAGAAAGUCUCUCUAGGAGAGUGGAGCAGUCUAAAGAAAGUAUCAGAUCUCUGUCUAAAGGAAAUGGAGACUCUUGAGGCAAAUCAAGAAGACUUGAAGUUAUUGCAGGAAGAAACUGAAAAAGCAGUGAAGGCAACAGAAUUAAUAAAAGAGAAUAUUCAGAAACUUCAGGACAAAAUUCGGAUUCUUGAGAAUGAGUUGGAGGAAGAAGAGGAAAAGGCCAAGCUGGUGCUUCAUAUAGAUGAUACCAAGGUACUUUCUCUUCCAGAACUCCCCAAGGAAAGUAUUGAAGCCCCAAUACUUCAUGAGGAAAUUUUGAAAAGAAUCCCAAAUCAGAAAGAUAUUCUAAAGGAUCUACAUGUCAUGAAUAAUUCAGCAGAAAUGAAGAACAUGUUAACUUUCAUAAAAGAAGCCUAUAAGAAGCUGGAUACCUCCUAAGUCCUUGUACUAUAUGUUUGUGGACAAUUUAACAUUUAUAAAUCAAUGCAAAUGACCGUUACUUUUAAUGACCUGUAGAUAUUAUAGAGAAUAUGACAAUUAUGGGGAUUACAGGUGUCUUAUUCAUCACAGGCACUUUUUUUUUUUAAAUGGGCAUUUUAUACUAACUGAAAAUCCAGAGAAGCCCUGGAUUAUUGCCACAAAUGACCACAUCUAUGUAGGAAAUUGAGGUUCGAUAAGGAAGUAGGGAGAAGGGGUCCUUAUCUAACUACUACCCUUCCCCUCAAAGUCAGGCAGAUGAGGUUUUGGUUCACCUGACCCCCUUGGGAUCAGAGUACAGAAACUCUGGUUCUUGGCUGCACAAUGAGUAUCCCCAAGUUCAAGGUUUAAGGAGGUUGAUGGAAAUCUUUUUUUAGUGGACAGUUUAUGUUUCAAAGUCCUGUCCAGUUGACUUGUCUUCUUGUGAGGAUCUGGAGUCAGGAGUCAAAGGGGAAGAGAUCACUGGAUUAGAGAAUUGGCCAGAAGACAGAAGUCAGUUUUCAACUCCUGGAUCACCUCACUCCUCCCUCCCUUCCUCCCCUCCCCUCCCCCUCCCCCUCAGUUCUGUGUUCCUUUUUUGCCAAUCCCCCACUGCGGUAGACUCCUUCAGCUCUUCCAGAUUCAUUUAUCUUCCAAGAUCUCAAAUCUCUUACAGAGUAUAAAUACCAAACCCCUUUUACUUCCCAGGUUAUUGAGGCAUAAUUGUGUCCCAGAAGACUGAUUACUAAAGAAAUGCAUGUAUACUCUGUCCCCUUAGACAGUCAACUUAAAAAUAACCUAACACUGCAAUACCUGAGGCUUUUUUUUUUUGGUUCAUUGAUGACACCAUAUAGUGAUUUCAGUAAUGAUAAAUUUAUUGCUAUAUAACUGAAAUAGUACAGUUUUAAAGCUAUUUCAAAUAAAAGUAAAACAGUUUUACUCUUUCAGAUAUAUUCUUUGGGGAAAUCAGUGCAUUGUCUGUUGGUUUUUAUUUGUAAAAUAAAAUACAUGUAGUUCA
Molecule: messenger RNA, 2219 nt
Organism: Monodelphis domestica (gray short-tailed opossum)
Lineage: Eukaryota; Metazoa; Chordata; Mammalia; Didelphimorphia; Didelphidae
Gene: CENPQ
Product: centromere protein Q
Cellular component (GO): nucleus
Source: RefSeq, a predicted model, not a curated record